AAACGUGUAAUUGUACACAAACUCCUCAAUAAGAGACGAGAGCAUGAUCAUAUGAUUAGUCAUUCUUUGUUGUUGACAUGCUGUAAGCUUAGUUCUGGUCAACAUGGCAAGUGAAGAUUUACCUGAGGAGUUUGAUAUUAUUGUUCUCGGAACAGGACUGACAGAGACGAUAGCAUCUGCAGCGUUUUCUCGCAUUGGACUGAAGGUUCUACAUCUGGACAGGAAUGACUAUUAUGGUGGUGCUCAUGGAAACUUCAAUUUGGAGGGCAUUGAAAAUUGGAAAAAGAAGAAUGAGGAAGUGCAAGAGAAAGCUACCACCAUGUCUGAGCUGACAGAAGAUGUGAAGAAACUCGUGUCUGAAGGGGAGUCUCUAGUGUGUUUGCCGACGGAGCACGUACAGGCCUACAACAUCAAGAGCCAGUUUCAUGUCAGGGAGAGAACAGCAGAGGAACAGGCAGCUGCAGAAGAAGCCAAAAAGUCAAGAUUCCGACCUUUGUAUAGCCCAGUGGAAGUGCCAGAGCCUGAAAACAAAUCUGAGGCGACCGAGGGUGCCAGCGGAGAUCCUACCCCAGCCCUGGCAGGUGGGGAUGGCGACCCUGAGGGUCAAAGUUCACCUGAGCCAGGAAAACAACCCGGAAUUCAAAGCGAUGAUGAUGCACAAACAUUCCAGCCUGACACGACACAAAGUUUGUCUGAUGAUAAAAGACAAGCAGAAGUCGGUUGUCAAGACAGUGGGGAUGACGAGCUGACGCAGCCUGUGGCCGCCCGGGACAUCGAUAAAUGCCAGGAAGGAAUUUCACAAGACUCGGGUGUACAGACGGCGUCGGAGUCAGAAAGUACGUCGGCUGACAGUUCUUGCGUCAACGCGGAGGACGAGAAGACGCCGAAGGAAGACGGCACGCCUGAGGAGACCUCCACCGAGUCCGCUCCUGAUUGUGGAGCGGGUAAAAAAUCAGCCAAAGAGUGGACAGUCGGUGAUAUAUCGGACGACUACAGGAGAUACUGUUUUGACUUGUCCCCGAGGGUGUUACACUGCUGUGGGGACCUGGUGCAGUUACUCAUCAGAUCGGACGUGGCUCGGUACUGCGAGUUCAGGACUGUCAGUCGAGUACUCACCCUGCUGAAGGGACAGUUACAACAGGUUCCGUGUUCGAGGGCUGACGUUUUCAGCAGUAGUAUCGUCUCUCUCAUCGAGAAACGUCUGUUGAUGAAGUUUUUGCAGUUUGCUGCUGUCUAUGACACAAAACCAGAGGAAUACAGCGCUUUCGCCGAUAAGCCUUUUGUGGAAUUUCUCAAGUCAAAGAAGUUGAGUGGCAACGUCCAGCAUUUCAUUCAACACGCCAUUGCCAUGGUAACUGACACAGUGUCCACCGAAGAGGCUCUGAAGAAGACACAAAAGUUUUUGAAGUCUUUGGGUCAGUACGGCAACACAGCAUUUUUGUUUCCUUUGUACGGGAGCGGCGAACUGCCCCAGGCUUUCUCAAGGUUGUCCGCGGUGUUUGGUGGGAUUUACUGCCUCAUGAUGACGGCCACCCAUCUAGUCACUGAUGGAGAGAAGAAGUGCACCGGAAUCGUCACUUCCAGUGGUCAGAAAGUCUCUUGCAAGUACUUGGUUGCUGAGCAGACUUACCUUCCCCCCUCCUUCAUGGCCACCCAAAGCUACAGGAAGUUGUCGAGAGCUAUUUAUAUCACGGACAGAAGCAUCAAAGAAGCAGAGGACCAGGAGCUGUCCUUGCUGAACUUCCUGUGCUCGGGAGAUGCCAGCCGCCCGAUCACGGUGCUAGAACUCCCGCAGUCAGCCAUGGUGUGCCCUAAGAACGUCUAUGUUGUCCAUCUCACUCGUCUUUCGACCGGGGAGGAUCCGGAAGGAGAUUUCUCAGAAGUCAGAGAGAAGCUGUUUUCUGGGGGUUCCCCAGAAGACACUGGUGACGACCGGCCACGCGUGUUGUGGUCCAUGCACUUCCAGAUGAAGGACCGGUCUGAGCCGGUCAUGGCCACAGACGCCGCCCAGAACGUUCUGGUCACUUCAGGUGGUGGAGACGAUAGUGUGGACCUGGACCGCUGUGUGCAGGAGGCGGAGGUUAUCUUCAAGACGGUGUGCCCAGACGAGGAGUUCCUGCCCACCCCGCCCAACCCGGAGGACAUCAUCCACGUGGACGACGCUGAGGCAGCGGUCAGUUCUGGGACAUCGGAGUAUCAGGAGGACGGGGGAGAUGAUGGGGUGUCUGAGAAGACAUCGGGGGAGGCUCCGGAUGGUGGUGUUACAGAGCAGGGUCAGGCAGAGAGUGGGGAGGUCAAAGAUCAGGCAGAGAGUGGAGAGGUCAAAGAUCAGGCAGAGAGUGGGGAGGUGAAAGAUCAGGCAGAGAGUGGAGAGAUGAAAGGUCAGGCAGAGAGUGGAGAGGUCAAAGAUCAGACAGAGAGUGGGGAGGUGAAAGGUCAGGAAGAGGCUGUGGAGGUCAAAGAUCAGAAAGAGAGUCUGCCUGGUCAAAGUGAAGGGAAGAUGGAGACGGCUACUACUACUGGUGGUGGGGAAGAGUGAGAGUAGUGUUUGUGUGUGUGUGUGGUGUGAAGGAGUGGUGAGUGUGUAUGGUAUGUAUAGGAGUGUGAGUGUGUUGUAAAUGUGUGGUGUAAAUGAGUAGUGAGUAUGUGUGUGUUUUGUGUGUGGUAUAUAUAGGAGUGGAUAUGUUGUGAAUAUGUGGUAUAUAGGAGUAUUGCGUAUGUGUGGUAUAUUUGAGGAGUGGGUGUGUCGUGAAUAUAUGGUAUAUUGGAGUGUGUGUGUAUGUGUGUGCAUGAGAGAGAGUACAGAGGGAGAAAGAGAGAGAGGGGGGGGUUACAUUUCUGUAGAGCCUCAUUAAAAAGUUUUGUGCAAGUUUAUUUAAGUGACUUAUUGCUACAUAAGGAGAAAUAGGCUUUUCAAAGUCUUGAAGCAAGAAUUUAUGUUGAAAGAUGAACGAACAUCUUCAAUCAGAAUAACUCACAUUGGCAAGAAAGAAAGGAAAAAGGUUGUGUUUGUUACAAAGUCUGAUGAGAUAUUUCACCACUUGAACAUGAUGUCAUGUCUUUAAAAAAUCUCAUGGGAUACUUUAGCCAGUCUUUUUAAAAAAUCUUAAGCUUUAGUGGAAUUUCGAAAGUUUAAAUGUGAAUUUGGGAAGUUUGUGAAUGCGCCCUCAAAGUUAUGUGCAUGAAUGAUUACAUGUGCAAAUUGAUGUAGUGGUGAGUAUGAAGAAAUUUUAUGUGUGGCUUUGUGGUUCUGCUCAGAAAUAGAUUCUGACUGACGAAUCACUUGCUUUUAUUUUUAUAUUAGUGUUCUCAACUUGUUUGGUCAGUUUUCCACUGAAUAUUGCGAUGAGUAUUUGGUCAGUUCCAGGAUGUCCCAUGAUAGGGACAGUCUGUGAAGAAGAAACAAUAUAUUUAAUACAUAAUAUGUUAUGCCUUUAUAUAUAAACCCUCCCUGUGAGCGGUUGGCGGGUGCUCUGGUGUGGUUUGCUCCUCCUUUCCUAUCAAACAUCUAUUGUCCUUAUCCUUCCUCCUCCUUUUUAUUGUGCGUUACUCUCCAGUGACACCUCUAAUCUUCAGCACUUAAAUGACGUAUUCGUAUUUGUGCUGCAAUUGCUGUAAGACUCUUACUUCAACUAAAAGUAUACUCCCUGCACUCUUGUCUACCUCAUCCAUGCUCUUGCAGUGACUUUAUGCACAUUACGGGAUAGCAGCGCAAGUAUUGCACUUCAGAGUUGGGGCAAAAAUCACUUUUUACAUAGAUAUUCCAAGCUACUGGAGAGGGGCGCAUGCCUUGUAAUAACCAUAGAGUAGUGCAGUUAUUUUGCGAAAGUACAAUUUU
This is a messenger RNA of Aplysia californica (California sea hare), 3838 nucleotides long. Its product is annotated as rab proteins geranylgeranyltransferase component A 2. Gene Ontology annotation, cellular component: cytoplasm; cytosol; Rab-protein geranylgeranyltransferase complex. The coding region runs from base 104 to 2539 and encodes 811 amino acids. Lineage: Eukaryota; Metazoa; Mollusca; Gastropoda; Aplysiida; Aplysiidae. Gene Ontology annotation, biological process: protein geranylgeranylation; vesicle-mediated transport; intracellular protein transport. The transcript has 17 exons. The record is from RefSeq and is a predicted model, not a curated record. Gene Ontology annotation, molecular function: GDP-dissociation inhibitor activity.